UUCAGGAUUUUUUGGAGACAAAAUGGUUUUGCUGGACAAUCAAGCCGUCCUCGAUGCGCUUCUUCUCAAAGCCAACCGGCUGUCAGAAUCUUUUCAGAAAGGCGGUUGGAGCUGCGAAGAGGUCUCGGAUGCUUCAAGGUUUGAUUUAAGACCGGAGAAAGAGAGAAAACCGGCGAAGAAGUUUCUCGCCUGAACACGUUGAAAAAAUGAAACAACUGACAGAAUCGGUUUCCCGAUGAUAGUAGGCGUCAAAUUUCCAUUUUCUUUUCUUUUUAUUCUUUAUUUUUUUAAAAGAAAUUUCUCAAGUUCUC
Molecule: messenger RNA, 311 nt
Organism: Rubroshorea leprosula
Lineage: Eukaryota; Viridiplantae; Streptophyta; Magnoliopsida; Malvales; Dipterocarpaceae
Source: the annotation of a GenBank genome assembly